UGCUUCCGAAACGCCUGAUCCUGUUUCAUCUGGCAUAUUAUAUCUAGUCACCACUGAGCUGUGAAAGGUUAGUAGAAGGUACUCAAGAAAUGCUGACGUCGUCCACGGAGUUGUUCAGUCCGUCGCUUGUAGCCAUCUCAGGGUUGGUCCUUGCGUUAAAAGGACCAAUACUCACUAUGAGAGGACUACGCAUUCAACUUCGCUCUCUCCCCUCCAUGCUCACUUUCUUCCGCUGUACGCAUUGAAGCGGAAUCGAGGAUCGGUUAACAGCGAGGUUUUAUGCUCGAUAUUUCAGCGGGAUGCUGUUAACGACGUUCUCGCUGUUUUUUACAUCUUACUCUCAAACUGCAUGUGCGACUGUGCUCAUCUACGACAUCCUCCUCCUCCUCCCCACUGAGAUUAAAUAUGUAUGGCUUCCUCGGCCCUUACAUCCGCGUUUAUUACUGUUCGCGUUGAACCGCUACUCACCUUUGGUCGAUACGGCAUUGUCCAUCAACUGGCUCCUGCAAACAGCCACCCCCGCUCUGUGUCGCCGGUUCCUCACCACUGUAAGCCCGUUCGUGCUCAUUGGGAUUUUCACAUCGCAGGUGAUCCUCAUGAUCCGCACCUAUGCGAUGUGGGAUAGGCGCAGGACGAUAUUCUGGUGUUUUGUGGGAAUUGGAGUCUUCAGUUUCAUACCGGGGACACUUUGCAUCGUCAUAUCACUCAAGACGACACAGUUCGUCACAUUAUCCGGCGAGCCCGGCUGCUUGAAUCUGUCUUCCACAAAUAUCAUGGCAGUGGCAUAUAUCCUUAUGCUCGUUGCUGAUACGAUCAUUGCUUUGCUCACGCUCCUCAAGGGUGUCGAGCACCUUCGUCGAUCAUCCCACCCUUUCCUUACAGAGUUAUACGCCUCAGGGAUGCUGUUCUACGUAUGCAUCUUCUUCAUAUCCCUCGCCAAUAUCCUUGUUCCUGUGUGGGUCCCUGGUCUCACAGCCUCCCUUGGUUGCUUCCAGCGCAUUUUCCACUCAGUGCUAUGCAACCGCGUUAUGCUGCUCAUCUUUAAGCAGCGUCGACGCUAUCCUACAGGAGGGUCGUACACGGACGGCAUCGAACUAUCUGAUACCACAAGAUCCACAUAGCAGUGUACAAUACCAGAGAUAGUUAAUAUCCAUCGGUUCAAGCUGAAUGCAGUAGAGGCUGGCGCACUUUUACCACAAAACAAGAAAGAAUUCGUUUUCAACGUUUGAUACUGAAACGAAGGUCCUUUCAAACCACACAGG
Molecule: messenger RNA, 1262 nt
Organism: Desarmillaria tabescens
Lineage: Eukaryota; Fungi; Basidiomycota; Agaricomycetes; Agaricales; Physalacriaceae
Exons: 4
Coding region: 300-1121 (273 amino acids)
Source: RefSeq, a predicted model, not a curated record